Opisthocomus hoazin is the source of this 1749-nucleotide messenger RNA. Lineage: Eukaryota; Metazoa; Chordata; Aves; Opisthocomiformes; Opisthocomidae. The record is from RefSeq and is a predicted model, not a curated record.
ACAGCUGGCAGCGUGGAUGUCCUGGUUCUGCUGGUGUCAGGGCUGCGGGAUGCUCCUGCUCCCCGAUCCUUCUCCCUGCCGUGGGGACAGGAGCUGCCACACCGCAUCAGCAGCCGAUCCCUCGAGCCUCAGAGCAACCGGUGCCCCUUCGGUUCAGCCCAGCUGAUCCAGCGAGGACUUGCCAGCUCGGACUCCGAAGGUAAUUUUGAGCCCCCCGAAGCAGAAACGCCGACCCGCUCGCCGCUCAAGGAGUUCUGCGAGCCGCCGCCGGGAUCGCCGGAGCCCGAGGCCAGGACCCGAGCCCGGGGCUCCCCCCGGCUGGGUGCCCCGGUCUGGGACAGCCCGGGUCUCAACCCCUUCAGUGGCAGCUCGGCGCUGCAGAACUCGCCAGCUCUCCCCAAGGGCUCUUACCAGUUUGACCCCAAUAACUUUGAGUCCGUGGAUCCGUUUAAGCCCACCAAGACCCUCACCAGCUCUGCCACCGACUCCUGCCCCACUGCCGAUAACAGCCUCAACGAAAUCCUGGAGUCUCAGACGCUGGAGGUGCAGGAUGGUCUCCUCGAAGGCAGAGACUCCCCGAAGAAGCUCAAGUCGCGCCUGAUAACGAGCGGCUGCAAGGUGAAGCAGUACGAGACGCAGUCCCUGGUCCUGGACGCUUGCGCUCAGGAUGAAGGAGUGUUGAUCUCAGAAAUCCCAGAUAUUGCAAAUCGGGAUGGACAUGCCACUGAUGAGGAGAAGCUGGCCUCCACCACCUCUGUGCAGAAACCGGCUGGGCUGGAGAAGAAGGGCGAGCCAGAAGAUGACCUGGAGUACUUCGAGUGCUCGAACGUUCCCGUGCCGGCGGCGAAGCACGGCACGGAGGCAGGUAAGGAGCGUCCCCGCUCAUCCCACCUGGGUCGUUCCCCCCAGGGCAAUCCCGGGCUGUGCUCCGUGGACAAGGCCCCCGCCGCUGUCAGCAGCGUGGGCAGGAGCGAGAGUCCCCUGGACAGCAUCUGCCUCAGUGAGUCCGAGAAGACGGCCGUGCUCACGCUCAUCAGAGAGGAGAUCAUCACAAAGGAGAUUGAAGCAAACGAGUGGAAGAAGAAAUAUGAAGAGAGCCGCCAGGAAGUCUUAGAGAUGAGGAAAAUCGUGGCUGAGUAUGAGAAGACCAUUGCCCAGAUGAUAGAGGACGAGCAGAGGACAAACAUGACAUCUCAGAAGAACCUGCAGCAGCUCACAAUGGAAAAGGACCAGGCUCUGGCAGACCUAAACUCAGUGGAGAGGUCCCUGUCGGAUCUCUUCAGGAGAUACGAAAACCUGAAGGGCGUCCUGGAAGGCUUUAAGAAGAAUGAAGAAGCUCUGAAGAAGUGUGCUCAGGAUUAUUUAACCCGGGUCAAGCAAGAGGAGCAGCGGUAUCAGGCCCUGAAAGUCCAUGCAGAAGAAAAAUUAGACAACGAGGUGGGUGAGGAGCUGGCUGAGCUUCUCUCUGAGAAAGCAGAGUUUCCAUACAGGAGUUUGGAGGAGCUGGGUGAAUCCAGUUUCAUGCAGGUUUUCCAUAUGGGAAACCAGCUCUGGCGCAUGCAGAAGCCCAGCGUGCGCUCGCCGCAGUCGGUGCUGCAGCCUUCGCUCGGCGAAGAGGAGCUGCCUGAAGGCCAGGCCGCCUGCGCAGAGCGGCUCCCAGGCAAUAAUCCGCCCGGGCCCCUCACCCCAGCGCUGCCGCGUUCCGGCGCUGUCAGCGUGCGCUUCCAGCUGGGCAAAGAAGAUUCCUAA